UCUGAAAGGAAAUGAAAAUCAGUUGAAUUUAUUUAGGUUGGAUGUGGUGGUCUGUUAUAGACGCUGGUAUUGAUAAGGUUGUAAAUCUCUGCCAUUGAUACGAAGGAAGAAAAUGUUGGCACCAAAUCGAACGAGGGAAGCACUUUCUCUUUCCCUACCCCAACCGUCGUCUCAUCCUCCGGAACCCGUAAACGUCCUCCUCCGGCGACGCCACCUCCUCAGCACCACCGCAUUCACCAUCUCCUUCAAUUUCAAUCUUUCAUUCGCAACCUCUCUGUCCGUAACAGAGCCGGUGGCCGGUGCCAGCGGCCUCUUCCAAAUGCCCCAACCACGCCUGACCAACCGGUAUUUUCUGGUGAGAGCUGGUGAGUCUGAGUUCGAGAGCAUGGGAAUUAUCAACACCAACCCCGUGGAGAAGACUUCAGUGGAUAGUGGCUUAUCUGAAAGAGGGAAGAAACAGGCUAUAAAAGCAGCUUUUGAUUUGAAAGAAAUGGGAGCAUGUGACAAAGGUUGUUGGAUCUGGUCUGCUAUAACUCAAAGAGCUUACCAGACUGCAGAGAUCAUUGCUUCUGUUAAUGGAGUUACCCGUAGCUAUAUAGUCCCAGAAUUCAGCUUUCUUGAUGCCCGUGGAUUAGGUGCAUAUGAAGGAAAAAAACUGGAAUCUGUUUCAGAAGUGUAUGCGUCAGAUGGUAUAUCUCCAAACAUCAAGCCUCCUCCUAUUGAUGAUGGAACUCCGAAUGAGAGUGUUGCAGAUGUUUUUGUUCGUGUGACACAACUUAUGUCGAUUCUCGAAACUCAGUACUCAGGUGACACCGUUAUUAUAGUUUCGCCUGAUUCUGACAACUUGACAAUUCUUCAGGCUGGUUUGAUAGGACUAGACCUACGAAGACACAGGGAUUUGUCUUUUUCACCUGGUGAAGUCCGCUUUGUUGAUCCCAGUGACAUUCCUGCAUACAAGCAGCCUGCGUCUGCUGUAUAUAAAUGUUCCAAGAACCCACCAAAUUGUAACUGACUGUAUUCUUUCGGUCAAGGUAUAGCAGGAACAUGGAUAC
This is a messenger RNA of Vigna umbellata (rice bean), 1052 nucleotides long. RefSeq lists its product as uncharacterized. The record is from RefSeq and is a predicted model, not a curated record. NCBI's taxonomy places the organism in Eukaryota, Viridiplantae, Streptophyta, Magnoliopsida, Fabales, Fabaceae.